This is a messenger RNA of Pocillopora verrucosa, 2869 nucleotides long. RefSeq names its product ER degradation-enhancing alpha-mannosidase-like protein 1. The record is from RefSeq and is a predicted model, not a curated record. Gene Ontology annotation, molecular function: mannosyl-oligosaccharide 1,2-alpha-mannosidase activity; calcium ion binding. NCBI's taxonomy places the organism in Eukaryota, Metazoa, Cnidaria, Anthozoa, Scleractinia, Pocilloporidae. Gene Ontology annotation, cellular component: membrane; endoplasmic reticulum. Gene Ontology annotation, biological process: carbohydrate metabolic process; endoplasmic reticulum mannose trimming; mannose trimming involved in glycoprotein ERAD pathway.
UUUACCUGAUCUUGUCGAAGUGUUACGAUGAACGAAGUUUUAGGAAGUUUUUUAGCUUUUACCGUUUUCUGUACAGAACUAAGGAUAAGCUUAGGCACACAGAAUCGCUGUAGUAGAGUUUCUAGUGGCAAAUAUCGGCACUUCUCGGAGAAUGAACGAAUUAAAUUAAGAGAAAAAGCUAAAGAGAUGUUUUACUUUGGGUAUGACAAUUACAUGAAUUUUGCUUUUCCUAAAGACGAACUCGAUCCGAUUCAUUGCACAGGAAGAGGACCGGAUCAUGACAAUCCGUCAAAUAUUAACAUCAAUGAUGUUUUAGGAGAUUAUUCACUGGGAUUGUUAGAAUCUCUUGGCACAUUGGCAAUAAUGGGCAACAGCAGUGAAUUCAAGAGAGCUGUACAGCUUGUGAUUGAUUCUGUAACAUUUGAGAAGAAUAAUACAGUCCAAGUUUUUGAAGCCACAAUAAGAGUUCUGGGAUCAUUGCUAUCUGCACACCUGAUUAUAAAAGAUCCUCUUCAACCUUUUGGUGAUAUGGUGCCGUUAGACUAUGAUAAUGAAUUAUUACUUCUAGCUCAUGACAUAGCAAAUAGGCUGAUGGCUGCAUUUGAAACAGCCACAAAAAUUCCAUAUCCUAGGGUAAAUUUAGUUGAUGGUCUGCCGUCAAUUUUAUAUAAUGAAACUUGUACAGCAGGAGCUGGUACUAUUAUAUUAGAGUUUGGAAUUCUCAGCAGACUACUGGGUGAUCCAGUUUUUGAAAAUUUUGCACGCAAAGCAGUGGAGGCUCUCUGGAAGCGCAGGUCAUUAGAGACUGGGCUGCUUGGAAAUGCUAUUAAUGUGGUGACUGGAGAAUGGACAGGAAAAAUGAGUGGAUUAGGUGCUGGCUUAGAUUCUUUUUAUGAAUAUCUUUUAAAGGGUUAUAUUAUGUUUGGGGAGACAGAGGAUCUAAAAAGAUUCAAUGAUAUCUACAAAGCCAUAAACAGAUAUCUUCGAAAAGGUCGACUUAAAUGCAACGAAGGUAAUGGUUCGACACCCUUGUAUGUGAAUGUGCACAUGAACUCCGGCCAAACAGCUAACCUGUGGGUAGAUGCUCUGUCAGCCUCGUUUGCAGGAGUACAGGUGCUUAAAGGGGACAUCAGGGAAGCCAUUUGUACGCAUGCUCUGUAUUAUGCGAUCUGGAAAAAGUACGAGGCUAUGCCGGAGAGAUUCAACUGGCAAACUAAACAGUCAGAGGUUCACUUCUCUCCAUUACGACCAGAGCUGAUUGAAUCAACUUACCUUUUACAUCAGGCCACCCAUCACCCGUUCUACCUCCACGUUGGCAGAGAAAUUAUGAGGGACAUAGAAAAACACAGCAAAGCAAGAUGUGGUUACGCUACCUUACAUGAUGUGAAUGACAAAACUCAAGAAGAUAGGAUGGAGAGCUUCUUCUUGAGUGAAACGUGCAAAUAUCUUUAUCUCCUAUUCGAUGAAAACAACCAUCUCAACCAGGACGCUUCAAACUACAUUUUUAGCACAGAAGGACAUGUCUUUAGAAUCGACUCUCGGUUUAGGAAAAGGCCAUGGGAUGAAGAAUCAAAAAUGUUUGCACAGAGGACAACGAAAAGAACUUUCAACACCCAGUCCUCAGGGGGUUAUAAUGACAGUAUUGGGUGCGUCAGCUUUUGUAGUGACCUGAAUAGUCCUCUACCAAUGGACAUUCGAUACUGGAAAGAAGUAGAAGCAGCAGUUGGUGUAUGAUAGCUGUGCCAAUUACGCUGGGAAUAAACAACAAACAGCUAAUCGCGGCACAAGUUCCUUCACAUUGUGACUGCUACAUGGUACAACUGGAAAAUCAUUCAACUUCCCGGAAUUUCCUUCACACUACUACUAAGUAGUACUCAAACAGACGAAUAAAACUACAAGACGUUUGAGUCAAAGGGUUUUCUGAGAACUUGCAACUUGGGGAUUUCUUCUCAAGCAACUAUGGACCAUUGCGUUUUCUGGCUUGAGGCUUAGCGCAUAUUUUAUGGACUAAUCCAACACCUGGUUGCUGCGUCAGAGAGAUGAUCACUUGUCUCCAUGUACACUAGAUGUCUUAAAAGGGAAUUUUUUUAUCGCUACAACAGACAAAUGUACCCAGAAAGUGGUCGAUCAAGUGAGACAUCAUAUCAAUGAAACUAUGUCGAAGUACUUUGAAAGAUUUUCUGAAGUGAAAGCUUCAACGGAAGUAGUCUCUCAAGAGUGGAAAAGUCAAGUGGGGGGAGUUAGGAAAAUGGAGGCUUAAUUUCCACGUUUCAUUUUUUUAAUUGAAAAAUGUCGAAGAUUUGUGAAAAAAUGGUUCGCGGCUGGAAUAACGCGACGUUUCUUCCCGGACAAGAGAAUGAUCAGAUGCCUUGGGAAAUUUUAAGCUUACUCGUUGCGCGUCACGUUCAAAGUCCCUUUCGCAAAGUUCAAGUCGUUAUCAGUCCAGCUCUCUAUCACAGGACUCCCAACCGCACGAUCAAUUUGUGGAGGGAACUUUUAAGAAUGCGAUCACUCUACAUUAGAUGUGAAUUUGGCAAAAGUCGACCACAGAGUUACGCUGAAUUCAAUUCAUAGAAAAAAAGGAAUAAGUUGAUAAUGAAGGAUAAAACGGAUUUACACAUCUCGGAGAAAAAAUAGCUAAGGAAAGAAAAACCCCUUAAAUUAAAACUGUUCUUGAUUGGUUUUAUAAGGGAACUAGCGAAUUUUGUAAGAAAAACAAGUGAACAAAAUGAAUUUAUAUACCUAGAGAUUGAAACUGUGUGUUUUUCAGUUCCGUCUAUAUGACAGUAAAUCGAUGUUUACAGCUGAUAGCUAUACGUGUCAAUGUCAGUAUCUGUAUAACUGCGCACCUACCCCUCCCCCAACUCAA